AAACAAGUGUUGCUCGACAUUUACAUGUUUGGAUUUGCUUUUCCCCAUACAUGAUUGAAAUUACCUUUGGUCAGGCUUGGAGAAUCAAGCAGGAAGCCACACCCUGCUGCCAUUAGGAAAGAUGUUUUUCAACAGAUUUCAGCUGCUUUUUGCUGUUUGCCUGAUGAUCCUGAUGGCGUUCUAUUUCAUAGAUUUUACUAAAUAUCGUGGAGAGCCACCCACUACACCAGAACGAAGCCAUGUUUCCAGGUCAUCUGUAACCAGACCUCUACCUGGUUCCUGCACCUGUCCUCAAGGCUCAUAUAUCCUAAAAGAUCACCUCCCUAAGGAGCAAAGUGAGGAGCUAACGCAGCGACGAGCAAGGGAGUUUCAGCAGAACAAAAACAGGACAACUUCAGUACUGUCCAGACUGUUGUUUGCCUUGCCUAACUCUCCUCUGCAGUAUCCUAUCCAGGGUUACACAGUGCAGCCUUUGACCUCCACUGUCAUACCAGCUUUAGGGCUGCAUGCAGAAAAAAGAAAGAGCUACAAGGUGGUCUUAAGUGUGUCUAAAGGCAUCCUCACAACUGAAAUAGGACAUCAAGAUGUGACAGUUAAAGGUUCUGGUGAGAACAAACUGAUAAUUGAAUCCAGUAACCUGGUAAUCCUCAACAACCUGCUGGCCAAAGUGUCGUAUACCAGCACUAUCUACCAUAUAAACACCGGAGACCUUGCCACAUUCCAGUUUGAAAACCAUGAAGCGGUGUUCCCCAUUGCCAUCAAACAGCCUCAUAUACCAGUCCUGUAUGACACAGGGACAGACAUUAGUUCUCAAGUCACCAUCACCACAAAGACUUUCUUGCGCUACAGAGAACUGAAGGUGUUGUUGGACAGCAUCCGAAAAUUCUACAACAACAUAAAAGUGAUUAUUGCAGAUGACAGCUUAAAACCAGAGCCAAUUCAUAGAGAAAACAUCUUAUAUUACAUCAUGCCUCCAGCACAGGGCUGGUUUGCAGGCAGAAAUCUGGCUGUUUCCCAGGUAACCACCAAGUACUUCCUGUGGGUGGAUGAUGAUUUUGUGUUUACAGAGAAGACAAAGAUAGAGAAGCUUGUGGAGGUGAUGGAGGCGAACCCUGAACUGGAUGUGGUUGGUGGGGCUGUAGAAGAGAACCAGUUUUAUUUUACUCUUAUAUAUGAGGAAGGAAAGGAAAAUGAAGGUGGUUGCCUAUACAGAAAGUCUCAAGGAAAAUUUCACUCACUUCCUGGCUACCCACAAUGCUUUUUGGCUAAUGGAGUGGUCAACUUCUUCCUGGCUCGUACAGAUGCUGUACAGAAGGUGGGUUUUGACCCUAAGCUACAGCGAGUAGCACAUUCAGAGUUUUUUAUGGAUGGUCUGGGCUCUUUGCUGGUUGCAUCAUGUAGUCACGUAUCCAUUGGUCAUCAACCCAAAACAGCCGACAGCCAAAGUUCUCUAUACGACAAAUAUAGAUUCCCGGGAGAAAAUGAUGAAGAAUUCAAACUGAAGCUUCACUUUUACAAAAACAACCUUAAGUGCAUUACAUAUGGAUAGAAGAUUCAUUCAAAGAACAUCAGCGUCACUUGUAGCGUCAUAUUGUUUUGUCAUGGUCCCAGGGUUAUCUGAGUUUAGGAUUCUCAGUGAUUAUAGCCGAGUUUGGCUCUCUGUUUGGAUUUUAUUCAUCAAGAUUUUUUUUCUUUAUUAUUCUUAUAGAGUUGAAUAUCUUGUGAUGCUGGUGACACUGAAUUCUGUUUUUACUUAUUUUCUUUUGCUGUUUUGUCAUCCUGUGUUUUCACUCAUGUUUUCAUUGUAAAUCGAAUACACUGAACUUUAAAACUUUAUAUAUCUUCACAGAAGUACAAAACACGCCUAAAAUCAACAUGACUAAUAUAUGUUGUGAGUCAUUUAUCUAUGCCACCUAUGUUUAUGUUUAAUAAAACCAAAGAAAUAAAUAUACAUACUGUACAAGAAUGUCAUAACAGUAAUAGUUAAAUUUGCCAAGCCAGAUUCCACCUUUAUUCUACUAAUUUGUAAUAUCUCAUGGUUGUUGGUUGUUUUCAUUAGCAUUAUUUAUUUUAUUUUUUUAAUUUAUUCUCGUGUUUUUUUUUCUGUUAUGUUCAGUGAUCACUUCUUGUCAUUUAUCACCACAGUUUAUUUUUCCCUCUUCCUUUCCUUCCCACUUUUGCCAAAGUGCUUGCUCAUAGAGGUCAUAUCAUUGUUGGGUUUUUCUCUGUAUGUAUUAUUGUAGGCUCUACCUUACAAUAUAAAGCACCUUGAGGUGACUGUUAUAGUAAUUUUGUGCUGUAUAAAUAAAAUUGAAUUGAAUUGAAUUAAAAAGCAAAACACCCCAAUUCAUAUAGCCAUAACACACUGAAGAAUAUCAUAUUAUACAAAAACAAACAAAUGCACUACUCCAUCCCACUGGUGUUGAAAUCCUGCUUGGGGGCUGGCCAGCUGUUCCUUAAAAUUUAUACGUAUGAUAGUUUACACAGAUGUAAUCACAUGCCAUAAUUUCCCUUUUAACCAAAUUUUGAAUCCUGGUGUAAAUGGGCUAAAGAGUUCACUCUGUCUUUGACCGAAACCAUCAGGUGAACCUGUAGAUACUGUAACAUUCUGAUUCAUACUACAAUAUGCUAAAACAGGUCAUACCUAUCCAUCCAGUUCAGAAUUGCUGCUGGGGGGGCUAAAGUCUAUUUUUAUUAAUGUUUUUAAUUGGUUUUUAUUUUUGAUACUGUCUGCGAAGAAACAAAGCUCUUAUAGAAGCAAUGUUUACUGAGAGGGGAGUGAUUGGCAGUGAGCUUUAGAUGCUGGUUUGUUGAAUGGGUUCAAUUGUUUUUUUGUUCAGUCUUUUACAGACAACCCACUAGUCUGAGAUGCAUGGGUCAAAGAUAUAUCCAAACAGGUAUCUAAAUAUCUUGACCUCACACAGACAUCUGAGUGCCCUAUAAAAAGCUUUUGGACCCAUCUAUUAUUUGUUAAGGAGAAAGAAAAACCCUAACUCACAUGUCAUGUA
Messenger RNA from Neolamprologus brichardi, 3008 nucleotides. Its product is annotated as beta-1,4 N-acetylgalactosaminyltransferase 2-like. The record is from RefSeq and is a predicted model, not a curated record. NCBI's taxonomy places the organism in Eukaryota, Metazoa, Chordata, Actinopteri, Cichliformes, Cichlidae. Gene Ontology annotation, biological process: UDP-N-acetylgalactosamine metabolic process; UDP-N-acetylglucosamine metabolic process. Gene Ontology annotation, molecular function: acetylgalactosaminyltransferase activity.